GGGAGGUGCGUCUGAGCCAUGGCUGCCGCCAGCCCCAGGGACCCGGAGUCCGAGCCAAACGCCGCUGGGCUACUGCUGGGUCACUUCGUAGCUUCGGGGGUGGUCAGUCAGGAGAUGUUAAACAUAUCUAAGAAAACAGCUUCUUGUUUUGUAAACUUCUCCAGGCUACAGCAGAUCACAAAUACUCAAGCUGAAAUCUACCAGAAAAACCUGGAAAUUGAACUGCUGAAACUAGAAAAGGAUACAGCAGAUGUCGUUCGUCCUUUCUUUUUGGCUCAGAAGUGUCAUUCUCUGCAAAGCAUGAAUAAUCAUUUGGAAACGGUGCUAAAAGAGAAGCGGUCCCUCAGGCAAAGACUGUUGAAACCCAUGUGCCAGGAAAACUUACCUAUUGAAGCUGUAUAUCACAGAUAUAUAGUACAUUUGCUGGAGAUGGCUGUGACUUUCAUUGAAAGAUUAGAAACUCAUCUUGAAACAAUUAGAAAUAUCCCUCAUUUAGAUACUAAUCUAAAGAAAAUGAGCAAAGCUUUAGCAGAGAUGGAUAUUUUGGUGACUGAGACAGAAGAAUUGGCAGAGAAUAUACUUAAGUGGCGAGAACAACAAAAGGAAGUUUCCUCUUCUAUCCCCAAAAUAUUAGCUGAAGAAAAUUCUCUUAAAAAACAUGACAUAAUAAUGCCUCCUUUACCUUUUGCUUCUAAAGUUCAUGUCCAAACUGUUAAUGCUAAGUGAUCAUCAGCUUUAUUUCUGUUUAAUUAUAUGUAGUCAAGUGAAGUUCAUUUCUAGUCAAUUAUUAUGGGUAUUUAUAGGCUUUUGUUUUUCAUAUAUUUUCAUUCCACUUUUCAGUAAAACUAGUGAAGAUCAAAUACAGCUAUGACAAUUUAUUAAAACAUAAGUGAAUUAACCAUUUCUCAGGCAACAAAUUCUCUAAUAUAUCUUUUUUUAAAAUGCA
This is a messenger RNA of Galeopterus variegatus (Sunda flying lemur), 946 nucleotides long. RefSeq names its product HAUS augmin-like complex, subunit 2 (gene HAUS2). Gene Ontology annotation, cellular component: HAUS complex; centrosome; mitotic spindle microtubule. Gene Ontology annotation, biological process: spindle assembly; microtubule nucleation; centrosome cycle. The transcript is spliced from 6 exons. The record is from RefSeq and is a predicted model, not a curated record. The coding region runs from base 19 to 726 and encodes 235 amino acids. Lineage: Eukaryota; Metazoa; Chordata; Mammalia; Dermoptera; Cynocephalidae.